CUUACUUCUGCUGCAGCCAGUCCUGUAUCUUUCUUAAAAUACGUAAGUCUCAUGAUCUGGUAAUUGCUAACACACAGAUUGGCAAUGACAAACUUCCUUUCCCUCCCUUCCCAGUUAACCUAACAGUCCCAUCUAAGUGCGUGCUUUGGGGGCUAAAAUAGGAAGUACAGACUUCCUAUUUUGUGCUAUUGCACAGACUUUCCUUGAAAGGGGGGUGUCAGCUUCUCUGAAAGUGGCAUUUGAGGUUCACAAAAGAUGUAGUAGUUAUUUUGAAGACUUACUUGCUAAGAAAAUUGUGUGGUUGGUUUAUACUUCUGUCUCCAGUUCUAGACAAGUGUGGGUUCUCUGAUAUCUGCAUCAGAGGAUUCUGGUGCUGGGGGGUGGUGCUGGACAGGGAGAGUCACCCAUCAGGUUGAAUCAUCUGCCUCACAGACACUCCUGGAUUCAGCACACAACAAGAAGACAUGAAUUUUGUCCUAUAAGAAAUGCUUGGUAUAAAUUCUUCCUGAAUGCCAUUUCAACGUGAUCUUAAAGAAGUUCCCUUAUUCAGUUUUACUUCUCUUUAUGUGAAACGGAAACAAACAGCUCUACAGUAAGCAGGGGAAGAGUGGGAAAUGAAAACUCUGAAAUUCUGAGUUAGGACCAAUCCUGUGUGCCAAGGACAAUAUGGACAUGAAAGAGAUUUUCAUCCUGCUGCUCCAUCUGUAUUUGGUCUUCCAUGUUCAAGCUAUUCAAGAGAGUAUCCCAAUGAAAAGCUUGAGGUGCUACAAUGACUACAGAUCACAGGUGACUUGCACAUGGAUGGAGCUCUCAGAGGCUCAUGACCUCGUUGGCAUGAUUCUUUACCAAAGGGACAAUGGUGGAAAGGAGAACAAGGACAUGUUUUGCAAACGCCAGACAGAAAAUGACUUGCAUGAAACUCCAGACGUGUAUGUGCACUGGGUCUGCCACAUGACUACAGACUACUUUGGAAUAGGGGUAGAGGAUGUUUACGGCUUCAGACCUGAAAAGGUUCUUCAAACAGAACUGGAUGUUGAUCUUUUCCAAAAUGUUCAGCCCCUCCCGCCUCAAAACCUCUCCGUCAGCUCAAUGGUAUCAGGAGACUUCUUGCUGACCUGGAAAGCAGCCGAUGGAAACCAAGACCUGGGCAAUGCCCUGGACUAUGAAGUCACUUACAAGCAGGAGAGGGAGUCCUGGGAGGAAGCUGCCUCGCUCUUGCUCUCCAACACCACCCACUGCAGUCUCAGCCAUGAGGACCUUGUCCCAGGGAGCAGCUACGCUGCCCGUGUGCGAGCCAGACCGGGGCAGGCCAGCAGCUUCUCUGGGCAGUACAGCCCGUGGAGCACGGAGGUGUCCUGGAAGAUCCCUGAAGGCGGCAUUCAGCCCAGGAACCUUCGCUGCCUCUUCAAUGGUGGAGAUCGUCUGACGUGCAGCUGGGAAGUGAAGAAAGUGAUCACCACCUCUGUCCUCUUUGGCUUGUUCUUCAGGGCCACACCAGCAUCAGAAGAAGAGGAGUGCGCUCCUGUGCAUGAGAAGACUUUGCCCCACACCCCAUAUGUUGUCCAGAGCUGUGAGAUCUCUGUUAACAAUUCUAUCACCCAGAGCCAGUAUCAUGUAUCUGUCCGGGCCAAGACAGAGGACAAGUUGAUUGAAGCCUACAAAAACAUUCAGGUGCUGCCGCCUGCAAAUGUGUCAGUAACAGCAACAGAGAACCAAGAGUAUGAACUAAGCUGGAAAAAACACAUUUUGAAUUACAGCUUCAUAACACAGAGAUACCAAGUCAAGUACUGGGAAAACAACCGAUAUGAAAAGACUCUCCAGGUGUUAAAUAUCAGCAACGAUGAACCUCCCUUCAUCUUCACCCUGCAGAUGCUGGCAGCAUCUACAGAAUAUAGGGGGAAAAUGCGUGCAAGGGUGAAUAGGCCUCUGGAAUAUGAGGGACCUUGGAGUGAAUGGAGUGAGGAGUUCACCUGGAAGACUGAGAAUGUUCUGUCACCUGUGAUUCUCCCAGUGACGCUCCCAGCUCUCAUCAUCGCUUUGCUGAUAGUUGCUUAUUGCAGCUAUAAGUAUUUCCUCAGGAAGAAGAAAAUGUGGGAGGAAAAAAUUCCGAACCCCAGUAAGAGUCUCCUGAUCCAGGGCUACCUGGGGAAAGGACAUUUGGGAAGUUGGCCAACAAGCAACCAGCUGGACUUCAACAAAUACAACUUUUCAGAGAAGAUGGAGCAGGCUAGCUUCCUUCAAGUUGUGGAUGGGCAGGCGAAAACUUUGGCAGAGUGCCUUGAAGUGCAGACUAAGAAGACAGAUGCUUCCCCUGUUACACCUGACCUACAGAACUCCUACCAUGCUUUAAAUGAGUCAGAGCAUCCCCCAGUUGCCUGCUCAAGUCAGAGAGCUGGUCAUUCCUUUCCCAUUUCAAGGAGAAACAGUGCUGAUGCAAGUAUUGCUUCCCACAGAGCAAUCCCUUGUUUUGCUUUCAAUGGUCCCUACUUGUACAGCCCAGUGGUGUCCUCUCACCCUGAUAUACACCAGACCCUGGAAAUGGACCCUGUGGGACUCAGUAAGAAAUCAGUUUCCCUUCAGUAUGUGACUCUCCCAAGGGAAGACUCUCCCCAGGCUCCACAGAGGCCAGAGCAGCCAGAAGCAGCUCCUCCAAGGGACAUGCUCCCAAAUCAGAAGGAAAUGAUGCACCACCUCAGUGACAAGGAAGAAGUCUCACAGGCCUCACCAGCCUCUGGGGAAGGCACCAACAAGGGAACAGAGGAGCAGAACUCUUCAAAGGCUCUCAGCUCUACCACAUCUCCUCAACCGUGCCCCUUGGAGUACAUCACCACAGACAGCCUGGUACUGCCAUCAGCCAGCACCUCCACCCAUCCUCCACGUGGCACAGCUGAGGAAUCACCUUGUGGCUCACAGGAGCCCCAGCCUCCCAGUGACCACUCUUGCCAUGACUCUUCUCUGGGGAAAAGCAGUGUCAUGAUCCCAGUUUCAGGCCAAGCACCAGCCUCACCUCCUGAAUCGCACCUGGAUACCUUUGGUGACUAUCUUACUGUGCCUGAAGGUCUCCAUGAACAUUCAAAGCCCACAAAGAUUUCUUUGCCUGUCUUACAGAAGGAAAAUGGUAUUCCUAGAAAGCAGCCUUUGUCAGAAGGUAACUUGGUGGUGUUAAACCCUGACAGCACUGAGCCAGUUUUCCUUUGCCAGGUCGGUGACUAUUGCUUCCACAGCCUAAAAUCCAGUGUGAAGAUGGAUAAUAGUCAGGAAGACCACCAAGUCAUGAAACUUUCUGAAAGCGAGACAACACUUGGGCAGCCUGUGUGUGAUGAUGAAUCCAUCAUAGGGAAGGAAAAGGAUGUAUGGAAGAGGGAAAAAAUUAAGGCCAUUCAGCUCUUCAAAAACCUGAAAUCAGAUGAUUACUUUUCCUGGCAGCAAUCUUUAAGGAUCAAAGAAAUCUGUUAAAUGGAUAAAUAUUCAUGAACACCAAAGAGACAGGUAACUGAAAGAGAUUGCAACUGUCUGGUGAAAAUGAACCCUCAAACCUAGGAGCAAGUAAACAUCAGUUCCCUUUUCAAGCUUCAGUCCAAUGUGUUUAAAAACUUGAAUUAGCUCAAUGUCAUUCUCAGUGGUCUUCAUAGAUCUGGCAUGAAGAACUACACAAAUAUUGCUUUUUAGUGUUUUUCAAACUUUUUGGUUUAUCCAGUUUAUCCUCCUCAUGAUCCUGUAAUACUUCACAAUCAUCUUGCAAUUAUAUCAGAUUGCUUGGCAAAUCUUGUGCCAGGAAAUGCAGACUUAACAGCUUGAAAGGCUAUCAGAAGAAGACAAGUUUGAAAACCUUGGAAAGAAAAGUUCUAUCCUUAAAAGCAAUUUUGUUUAAUUUCUGUGCACUCAUAAAAUAGCUCUAAAAGUCACCAAGGAAAUUUUGUGUCCUUGCCUUUCCGCUAUGGGAAUAGGUAUUGCCUAAGGUGAAAAAACCAGACACUUAUAGAAGUGUAAAGAAAAAAUGAGAAAAAGAUUGUUGAAAUCCAAGAAAACUUUCUUAAUGUUAAUGUCCAGUCUAUCACAGUGGAUUCAAAGAAUAACAAGGAAACAUUACUGGGAUACAUAAAGCAAGUUGCAGAGAACCAUUUGGAAGAAGAAAUAUUACUGAAAGAAAACCCAAGGGCUCCUAAGGUUCAGUGAGAGGGAGUGGGGCAGAUAACAGAAAAUGGCAGGUAAGAGAUGCUGGGAAGGUGCACAAGCCUGUAACUGCUAUGAUUCUUCUAUUUCUAAGUGUUUAAUUACUAUAUGAUUUUAUUCAUAUUUUUAUUUGCAUUUAUUGACUGUUUAUGCAUUAUAUACUUAAUCCUAAAGUGUAAUAUGAUUUUAUUUACAUUUUUCAUUUACAUUCAUUGACUGUUUAUGCAUUAUAUACUUCAUCCUAAAGUGUAAUUGAUUUUUAGUUUGUUUUUUUUUUUCUUAAAUAAUGAGAGUUGAGAAAGAGGAGACCAUUUUCCCAGCUUUGCUGUAUAGAAAGUGGUGCAAGGUAAGAGCAUUUGUUCAGAACUGCUACUCUGCAAUCAGUGAAAAGGCUUUGGUUUCAGACCUGAACGUAGACUUGACUUCCAAAAAAAAGGUUUUGUUUUUCAAAUAUAAAAUCUGUAUUAAUAAACAUAUUAUUUCUUCCUAUAAGCAUUUUGUUUCAUAUGUUAAAAAUAUUGUGUUUACAAUAAAAUUACUAUUAGCUCAUUUGCUCAGGUCUCAAAAAAUUCUAUAGGUUCAGCUAUGUGGUAUGUGAGGUAGGAUAUUUUUCUCCUGACUUUGCUGUAUUACUUGAUUGAAAAAAGAAGUUCUGUGUUUGUGCCACUUGAUUCCUCCUGCUGGGUUAAUGGGACUGUGCUGAUUCAGAAAUUACAGUGAAAUUAUUUGGGUUUUUGGGAAUUUAAUCCUUGUAAAUGCUAUUUUAAAUCUGAAAGGUGUGCAAAUUGAACUUGGUGCUCUUCACAGCAGAAGGCAGGCAGUUGCAGCCUCUGAUAGAGAAUAAUGAUGAACACUUUGAGAGAUUUGCAAUUUAGACCUUUUGUAAUCAAUGGAUUUUUUUUGUUAAUCUCCUCUUUGGCCUUUUAUAAGUGGCACAAUUAAUUUCUUCCAGGCUGUAUAAUUGUGCUCUAUCGAAGCAUAUCCUAAAAGGAGAUGUUCAAAUUCAUAUGCAAAUGUUGUGUCUGAAUUCAUAUCUUAGAUAUGCAUCACUUUGCUGGGCCUUGAAUUUCUGGGCUUUAAUAAUCAAGAAGAAUAAUGAGUGGGAGAAGUUUUAUUCGACUCAGUGGCUUUUGGAUAAAGCCCAUUUGCAUUGUGAUCAGUACUCUAAGAUGUGAUCAGUACUCUGACAGCUCUCUGUUCCUUCUGUUCCUCUGCACUUCGCUGGGCAUUUGAAGAAGCUGAUUUUGGAGACAGGAUUUACAGAUAAAAGCACAUUUGUUAUGAUCCCACAGAGAUGAUAUUAUCCUCUGAAGGAGCCUGGAAUUUGCAGAAUAACAUGCCAUUGUCAGGAUAGGGGAGCUGCGCAGUGGUUUGCUUUCCAGCUAUAACAAUUCAUUUAGAGCAGAAUGGGUUUCUGCUCUAGAGACUCUUUCUUCAAUAUCCACCAGUAUCAUUAAAUAAAAUAUGUAAUGAACAUUGGAAACAGAGCUCAUAAUUCAUGGCUCUUCUCUGCCAGAGGAAUCCACUUCUUACUGGAAUCAAAACUUCUAUAAACUUCAUGUGUUGCUGAUCCUAUGAAUUUUCUAUUCCCUUCUGCAUGAGGUCCAGAUGCAGUGAGGGUGGUAAAAAGCAUUUUACAAUCCUGUAGCCUGGUGAUUCAAGAUUUAGAAGCAGUCGUGAGUCCCAGGUCUUCAACUUCCUGAUCAUUAGCUUGAGCCACCAAGUUACUGUGCAAGGGCAAGUUGGUGCUCCCUUCCCCAGUGCUAGGUACUGAUAAACAGAAGAGGAAUCAUCAAAAUGAGGACUCAGGAGUCAAUUAUGACAUGCUCCUCUCUGUAGGGCUUCUCAUUAAGUAGUUCAGCCCCUCAGCCUGUAUAUCUGCAUGAUGAGUCACCAAUGUUUCCUACAUAGUCAAAAAACGAGUUAUGAGAUGAUUGCAACCCUUUCCUUACUGCAUACUCAAACUUAAAAGAUUGUGCCCAUGUUUUAACAGCAGGCAUUUUUCCUUGCUCUGAAGUAAUCACUUUAUUAUUCCCUUAUCAUAAUCUUCAUCAACCAGAAACAUAUUACUUGAAUUUACAUGAGACUAGGGUAGGAAGUUUAUUGUGACCUCAGUAGUUCUAAUUAAGGUCAAUGCUGAACUGGUCUGUUGCUGUAUUUCUGUAGGCUUGGGGGUUUUCCCUUAUGUAAGGAAGGAAAAUGGGACAGAAUGGUUUGCUAGAAAAAGAAACCUGUGAUGGAAAGCCCUCCAAGACCUCAAGGAACAAUAGCUGGAGAUUUCAGAGAAUCCUGUACCUCUGCUGGGUAAUGGAAAACAAAACAACCCAUCCUGCAGUCCCUGCCUAGUUUCUUGUUUACAAGCACGUUGUACACACAACCUUAUUCCCACAGAACUCCACUCGGUCUCUUCUCCUCACUCCCUACAUUCUCCCUUUGUUCUCACUAUGGAGAUGGAAUUUCCACGUAAAGAAACUCCACAUGUCAUAUUCUGUACAUGGGGAAUAAGUAACACAAUGACUUCAUGACUCUUUUUGCCCUUUAGAAGUCCUUUCAAGUGUAUGCCAGUAUUCCAUAUGUUCCAACCAUGACCCUAACAACCCCUCAUCCAUGAGGUUCAGUGGGUGAACCCAAGCUCCUCUACAAAUUUGUACAACAUGAACCAGAUUUAGGUCAAAACCUUUGUAGGUUGGUUGUGUGCUUUCCAGCUUGUUGGUAGGGAACCAUUUGGUCCUCAUUCUUGAAGGAUGAUUUGUUUGUCUAGAGAAGUAGUUGUAAAGCUAUCUGAAACAACUGGACAGCUUUUCCUGUCCUCUUUUACAAAAUUUUCCAGCUCCUUACUUGCAGUGUGCACAUACAUUGCAAAGGUUUGGGAUGAGUACUUUUUAAUCUCCUAAGCUGUUUGUCCUUCUGUGGAACUCAAAGUUACAUAGAUUGUUGAUACACAUCUUUGAGUUUAUUUAGUGCACUGCAGAUUCAACCCUUGAUUUCCUUGACUUCUCUCUUUGUUUUCCUUUAGUCCCAGAUGCAGGUAUUUUAAUCAGAAUAAUUUUGGCAAGUUUCUGUCCUGUUCAAUGCACCUCUUCUCAUCUCAGAAUAUUUGGCAUAACCAUAACCCUAGGUGCAGCAGUAAAAGCAGCUUUGGGCUGAGGCUGGUGCCAAGCAGAAUGGUGUGGAGGGAGUUGUUGUGGCAGUCCUGUGUUCCCCUUGGCAUGGCUUUUGUAACUGCAGUGUUCCCAAAUCAGGGAAGAAAGGGGAACAAACUCUCUGGAAGAGAGAUAUGAUCCAGUAAAACAUGAUUGAAAAAAUCCCAGAGAAUUUUGAAAUUGAGUGACUGCAGCCAAGUAUAUUGAGAUAAAAAGAGUUGCAGUGAAAAGGACUGAAAUUUGAUCAGAAGUAUUCUCAUUGAAAUCCUCAAAUCAAGGAGGAAAGCUAAACAGAGACAGGAGAAGAAAUUUACAAAAUUCAAAGCUUAAGAGAAAAAGAGACAAUUCUGAAUCAAAGUGAAAGCUAUAAAAGUGAAUGGAAUGACAGUAAGUACAGGAAUAUGGACGGAAGCUUGCCCAGUUGAUCCUCUUUGGAAUCGCAAGAAUUCAUUCCUGUAGUGACAGGACAGUGGGCAGCAGUUUUAAACUGAAAUAGGGUAGAUUUGGAUUGGACAUAAGGAAGAAAUUUUUACAAUGAGACAAGACAAAGAAAAUGGCAGCUCAGCAAAAUUGUGGAUGCUUAUUCAUUAGAAGGCUCAAGGUUGGAUGGGGCUUACAGCAACCUGGUCUAAUAGAAGAUGUCCUUGCCCAUGGCAGGUGGUUUGGAUCCUUCCAACCCAAACCAUUCUGUGACUCUCUGGUUCUAUGAUUCUAAUCUCAUAUCCCAUUUAUACCUAAUAGCUUAGUGUUUUCUCCAUCGUUGUUAGGUUGGAGCACCCCAGAAGAAAUGUUGCCUUUCUCAGUCAUUCAGAUCUCUCAGGUAAGAGAUCUCUCACCACUUGGUCUGCCAGAUAAUUAAUAACCAUAUUGAAAAUUAUAUUUUCCUGGGAGAAAUCACUUAAAUAGUUUCUCCAAUGUGAAAACUAACGAUUAUUUUUUCUCAUUAAUUUUCUGUCUUUAAAGGACUUCAAUCUACAUGACAACCUUCCUUUUAUCUCCUAGUUUCUUGGAAAUGCGUUUUUGAGGGACUUCAAGCUCUUUAGACAUCUAGGUAUGAGGCAUUAAUUGGAUAACUCUGUGCAUGUUUGCUUCUGGAGUUCUUCCAAGAACUCUACCAAUUUUAUGAGACAUAAAAAAGUCUCUCUUAUACAGAAAUGCUAACACUUCCCCAGAACAUUUUUUCUCUACAAUUUCUAUUUUUCCUUAUAGUUUGUAUCACCCUGUACAAAAACCAGCCUGGCUGGUCAGUAGUUCCCUGGAUAGUUCUCUGAGUACUCCUCAAAAGCCUUCAUUUGGUAUUUCUUUUUCUCUGAUGCUGAGGCCUGUUAAUGCCUUUGAUUAUUUACCUCAAUUCCUUGUUCAGCAAUUGAAUAUUUAAAUUCCUUUGCAGAUUUAUAUGAUAAGAAAGCAAUUGAGUGAUAGUAUAGGUUAUGCAAGGCUUGUAAAGAAAGUAAAUAUGUUUUAUUAAACAGUAAAAUUUAGUUGGAAAAGAUCAUUCUAAGUUUUCAUUUUUCUCUACGUCUUGCUUCAUUUACGUUUUUCAGAACAUUAAGGCUACAAUAACUCUACCUUUACAGCGUGGUUAGACUUACAAAAGGCCUAAGUUUUAAAAUUUAUAUAUGAUACUUUAAACAGCUCCUUUGUCCACUGAAAAAAUUUCAUCCUUUAACAGCCUCUUAGCCUUAUUUUUGCCAGUUUUUCCUUAAAACAUUAUUGUACUUGUGCCUUUCAUUGUUUCAGCUUGUACUAGGUCUUGUAUAUUUUUCAGGACUAAAUCUGUUUUUUUUCUUGUGAGUGCUUUCACAAAUAGCUUCAAGAAGCAAUCAUUUACUGUGGCUAAAAAAUAGACUCUGUGGCUAGAUUCAUACUAGCAAAUAAAGUAAAAUAAAACAAAGCAUUUGUCUUGAUUUGGUUGCAUAGUUUUAUAUGCUCUGCUUAUCCAGGCUAUUGUUUUUCUCUGUAUUUUUCUUACCUUCUAUCCUAUCCCUUUUUCUAAGUCACAGGCUUUCUGUGAUUUCAGACCACACAAAUAGAUCAAUCCGAGCAAUUUAUUUUCCACAUCUGGCAUCAUUUCCUUGGUUUUCAUUUUAAAAUUGCCUCAUACUGUCUUUAAUCUUAAAUGUCAGCAGAACUGAUUCUGUUUUGAUUAGGUGGAAUCCAUCGUAUAUAAACUUAAUCUGCUUCAAAAUGUUACCAGAUACUAAUAAAUAUAAUCCCCUUUUCCCCACAGAGUUUAAUCAAUCAUGCAGUGAGACUCUUAUCUGACAGAGUGUAUAAAAGCAGCAUCACUGAAGAAUGCUACUAUGUAGGACUGCUUUUUUCAGCCUUCUGGCUUAAACUUUGCUUUCAGAACCUCUCACCUGCUGUUUCUUUGUUGUUGGGCCACAACCAUGGGGUUUUUCUUGGCACAUACUGAGAGAAUGUCUAGAUACCUUGUGCUCUGUCAUCUUUUCAACUGCAUAUUUCAAUGUGUCUUUUCUAGUAAAACGUUUGUCCAUUUUUGUAUUUACUUGGUCAUGAGAAAUGAAGGAGAUGUUUGCCUUUUUUCUGCUCCUGAAGGGAUCCCAUCCUACUCAAGACGACAGCUUUCAGCCUUUGCUGCACGUGGUACCUGUGGAAUAACUCCUGGUGCAGUUGGUAGUGUCCAUGUAACUCCAGAUCUCCUUUUGGGAGGUGACCUCCUCCAGGGGCUGGGGACCAGAUCCAGCAGGGUACUUGGCUGCUGUGGUAUCGGUUUGUGACAUCACAAGCCUGACAAAGCUUCCACUGUGUCCAAGAGAGGCUGUGGAUGGCCUGUACAGAUAUGGAAAUACUCACACGGUGUUUAAACAAUGAUUUGGCUUCAUUCUCUUGUCCUGUUUUGGAGCUACAAGGCUUGACUUGUCUACCUAUUCGGUCAGGUUAUGUCCCACUUUGGGAUGGAAGUUUUAAACUGCUUUACAGAUGGCCUUUUGGUGUCUUGUCAGCUCAUGAUUCUGUGUUUCCUGAAAGGAUUUAUUGAAGUAUUUCUGCUCGAAGAGCCCAUCCCAGUAGCCCUGAAGAGAUUACCUAUGAAUUUACGGCGAUCUGCCCACUGCUUUUAAUAUACACCCAUGAAAGUUGCUUUCACUAAGGCUCAGCAAAUAGGGAAAGAGAAAUUCUGGGAUUUA
This is a messenger RNA of Passer domesticus (house sparrow), 10465 nucleotides long. RefSeq names its product colony stimulating factor 2 receptor subunit beta (gene CSF2RB). Gene Ontology annotation, molecular function: protein binding; cytokine receptor activity. The transcript has 14 exons. The record is from RefSeq and is a predicted model, not a curated record. Gene Ontology annotation, cellular component: external side of plasma membrane. Lineage: Eukaryota; Metazoa; Chordata; Aves; Passeriformes; Passeridae. The coding region runs from base 667 to 3456 and encodes 929 amino acids. Gene Ontology annotation, biological process: cytokine-mediated signaling pathway.